AUGACUGCCCUGGCUGGCCCCCCCGUGGCGAUAGUCGACGCGCUGAAGCCCGCAGUAGCCGAACACCGAACCCCGAGUCGACUCUGAUAACCCCCGGUGCGACAAGCGGCUAACUCGGCAGAAGUUGGAUGCGUUUGCACACGCUUGCCAAUUCCCGGAGGCUUCGGGCGGGCGUGCGCCGCCUCCGUUCGGCCCCACUCUGCGCAUCGAUCGCAAGCGCUGGACGUGGAAAGGCAAGGCAGGAGAUCCGUGA
Messenger RNA from Ceraceosorus bombacis, 253 nucleotides. The record is from the annotation of a GenBank genome assembly. Lineage: Eukaryota; Fungi; Basidiomycota; Exobasidiomycetes; Ceraceosorales; Ceraceosoraceae.